GAUGUGACGAGGCAGAGAUCGAUUUAGUCUUCGUCUUGGACGCCUCCACCAGUGUCACAGAACCUAACUUCCAGCUCAUGAAGGACUUCGUCAAAGAUUUCCUCCUCAUUGCUGACAUCGAUAAUGGCAACGUUCGAGUCGGAGUCGUCAUCUACAGCACUGAGGUCUUCAUCCAGUUCCAGCUGAACACGUACAGGACCAAGGCGGAAGUCUUCACCGCCAUCGAGAACAUCCCUUACCGUCAUGGCAGCACCAACACCGCUGGUGGUCUUCUAGCGAUGAGGUCGCAGAUGUUCACACCUGCCAACGGCGAUCGUGCGAACGUCCCCAACAUCGCCAUCGUGGUGACAGACGGUGUGUCCAACAUCAACUCUCGACGCACCAUCCCUGAAGCCGAACAGGCCAGAGCUGAAGGCAUCCACAUCUACGCCAUCGGUAUCGGUCUGACGGACACCACAGAGUUGGACGGCAUCGCCAGUAAGCCGGUGGACGAGAACCGCUUUGCUGUGCAAGAGUUCAGUGAACUGAGAGUGUUGAGAGACAAGGUGUUCUCAGCGUUUUGUGCUUUACCAACUUCUAAAGCUCCACCACCACCUCGAAUUACCCUUCCUCCUAUUAAAAAAGGAUGUGACGAGGCAGAGAUCGAUCUAGUGUUUGUCCUGGACGCCUCCACCAGUGUCACAGAACCUAACUUCCAGCUCAUGAAGGACUUCGUCAAAGAUUUCCUCCUCAUCGCUGACAUCGAUAACGGCAACGUUAGAGUCGGAGUCGUCAUCUACAGCACUGAGGUCUUCAUCCAGUUCCAGCUCAACUCUUACAGCACCAAGGCAGAAGUCUUCACCGCCAUCGAGAACAUCCCUUAUCGCCAUGGCAGCACCAACACCGCUGGUGGUCUCCAAGCGAUGAGGUCGCAGAUGUUCACACCUGCCAACGGCGAUCGUGCGAACGUCCCCAACAUCGCCAUCGUGGUGACAGACGGUGUGUCCAACAUCAACUCUCGACGCACCAUCCCUGAAGCCGAACAGGCCAGAGCUGAAGGCAUCCACAUCUACGCCAUCGGUAUCGGUCUGACGGACACCACAGAGUUGGACGGCAUCGCCAGCAAGCCGGUGGACGAGAACCGUUUUGCUGUCCAAGAGUUCAGUGAGCUGAGAGUGCUGAGAGACAAGGUCUUCUCAGCGUUUUGUGCUAUACCAUCUUCAAAAGCUCCAACACCACCCCCAAUUACACUUCCUCCAAUUAAAAAAGGAUGUGACGAAGCAGAGAUAGAUCUUGUCUUCGUCCUGGAUGCCUCCACCAGUGUCACAGAACCUAACUUCCAGCUCAUGAAGGACUUCGUCAAAGAUUUCCUCCUCAUUGCUGACAUCGAUAACGGCAACGUUAGAGUCGGAGUCGUCAUCUACAGCACUGAGGUCUUCAUCCAGUUCCAGCUCAACUCUUACAGCAGCAAGGCGGAGGUCUUCAACGCCAUCGACAACAUCCCUUACCGUCAUGGCAGCACCAACACGGCCGGUGGUCUUCAAGCGAUGAGGUCGCAGAUGUUCACACCUGCUAACGGCGAUCGUGCAAACGUCCCCAACAUCGCCAUCGUGGUGACAGACGGUGUGUCCAACAUCAACUCUCGACGCACCAUCCCUGAAGCCGAACAGGCCAGAGCUGAAGGCAUCCACAUCUACGCCAUCGGUAUCGGUCUGACGGACACCACAGAGUUGGACGGCAUCGCCAGUAAGCCGGUGGACGAGAACCGCUUUGCUGUGCAAGAGUUCAGUGAACUGAGAGUGUUGAGAGACAAGGUGUUCUCCGCCUUCUGUGCUGUACCAUCGACCCGAGCACCAACUCCUCCACCGAUCACUUUGCCGCCAAAAAUCAAAGGAUGUGACGAAGCAGAGAUCGAUCUUGUCUUCGUCCUGGAUGCCUCCACCAGUGUCACAGAACCUAACUUCCAGCUCAUGAAGGACUUCGUCAAAGAUUUCCUCAUCAUUGCUGACAUCGAUAACGGCAACGUUAGAGUCGGAGUCGUCAUCUACAGCACUGAGGUCUUCAUCCAGUUCCAGCUCAACUCUUACAGCAGCAAGGCGGAGGUCUUCAACGCCAUCGACAACAUCCCUUAUCGUCAUGGCAGCACCAACACCGCUGGUGGUCUCCAAGCGAUGAGGUCGCAGAUGUUCACACCUGCCAACGGCGAUCGUGCAAACGUCCCCAACAUCGCCAUCGUGGUGACAGACGGUGUGUCCAACAUCAACUCUCGACGCACCAUCCCUGAAGCCGAACAGGCCAGAGCUGAAGGCAUCCACAUCUACGCCAUCGGUAUCGGUCUGACGGACACCACAGAGUUGGACGGCAUCGCCAGCAAGCCGGUGGACGAGAACCGCUUUGCUGUGCAAGAGUUCAGUGAACUGAGAGUGUUGAGAGACAAGGUCUUCGCCGCCUUCUGUGGACAACCAGCAACUCCAGAGCCAACUCCUCCUCCACUGACAUUGCCUCCAGCCCUCAAAGGAUGUGACGAGGUAGAGAUCGAUCUAGUCUUUGUCCUGGAUGCCUCCACCAGUGUCACAGAACCUAACUUCCAGCUCAUGAAGGACUUCGUCAAAGACUUCCUCCUCAUUGCUGACAUCGAUAGAGGCAACGUUAGAGUCGGAGUCGUCAUCUACAGCACUGAGGUCUUCAUCCAGUUCCAGCUCAACUCUUACAGCACAAAGGCAGAAGUCUUCAACGCCAUCGACAACAUCCCUUAUCGCCAUGGCAGCACCAACACGGCUGGUGGUCUCCAAGCGAUGAGGUCGCAGAUGUUCACACCUGCCAACGGUGACCGACCUGGAGUGAAGAACAUCGCCAUCGUGGUGACUGACGGUGUGUCCAACAUCAACUCUCGACGCACCAUCCCUGAAGCCGAACAGGCCAGAGAUGAAGGCAUCCACAUCUACGCCAUCGGUAUCGGUCUGACGGACACCACAGAGUUGGACGGCAUCGCCAGCAGACCCGUGGACGAGAACCGCUUUGCUGUGCAAGAGUUCAGUGAACUGCGAGUGCUGAGAGACAAGGUGUUCUCUGCCUUUUGCGGUUACCAACCUCCAGAACCAGAACCUACGCAACCUCCAAUAAGGAUACCACCUGAACGUAAAGGUUGUGAUGAGGUUGAGAUAGACUUGGUCUUCGUCCUGGACGCCUCCACCAGUGUCACAGAACCUAACUUCCUCCUAAUGAAAGACUUCGUCAAAGAUUUCCUUUACAUUGCUGGCAUUGACAACGGCAACGUUCGAGUCGGAGUCGUCAUCUACAGCACUGAGGUCUUCAUCCAGUUCCACCUCAACUCUUACAACACCAAGGCGGAAGUCUUCGACGCCAUUGACAACAUCCCUUAUCGUCAUGGCAGCACCAACACCGCUGGUGGUCUCCAAGCGAUGAGGACACAAAUGUACACACCUGCCAACGGUGACCGUCCUGACGUCCCCAACAUCGCCAUCGUGGUGACAGACGGUGUGUCCAACAUCAACUCUCGACGCACCAUCCCUGAAGCUGAACAGGCCAGAGCUGAAGGCAUCCACAUCUACGCCAUCGGUAUCGGUCUGACGGACACCACAGAGUUGGACGGCAUCGCCAGUAAGCCGGUGGACGAGAACCGGUUUGCUGUGCAAGAGUUCAGUGAACUGAGAGUGUUGAGAGACAAGGUCUUCGCAUCGUUUUGUGACUACCAGGCUCCUCCAACAGAAGGGACCCCACCACCACCAGUAAUAACCCUCCCACCUGUCAUUGAAGGUUGUGACAAGGCUAAGAUUGACUUGGUCUUCGUCCUGGACGCCUCCACCAGUGUCACAGAACCUAACUUCCAGCUCAUGAAGGACUUCGUCAAAGACUUCCUUUUCAUUGCUGGAAUUGACAACGGCAAUGUUCGAGUCGGAGUCGUCAUCUACAGCACUGAGGUCUUCAUCCAGUUCCACCUCAACACUUACAACACCAAGCUGGACGUCUUCAACGCCAUCGACAACAUCCCUUAUCGCCAUGGCAGCACCAACACGGCUGGUGGUCUCCAAGCGAUGAGGACACAAAUGUACACACCUGCCAACGGUGACCGUCCAGACGUCCCCAACAUCGCCAUCGUGGUGACAGACGGUAUCUCCAACAUCAACUCUCGACGCACCAUCCCUGAAGCCGAACAAGCCAGAGAUGAAGGCAUCCACAUCUACGCCAUCGGUAUCGGUCUGACGGACACCACAGAGUUGGACGGCAUCGCCAGCAGACCUGUGGACGACAACCGUUUUGCUGUCCAAGAGUUUAGCGAACUGAGAACACUAAGAGACAGGGUGUUCUCUGCCUUCUGCCCAGGCUACCAGCCACCAGCAACUACAGGUGCAGCAACUGCCGCUCGCAUCACGCUUGCGCCACCUAGCGACGGAUGCACCCUCACCAGAACCGACCUGGUCAUCGUCAUUGACACCUCCACCAGCGUCACCGAGGCGAACUUUGCCAAGGUCAAGAGUUUUGUCAAAGACUUCCUGUCCAACACCGACAUCGACUCUGGCAACGUGCGCGUCGGCAUCGUCAUCUACAGCACGGAGGUUUCCGUUCAGUUCCAACUGAAUGAAUACCGCAAUAAGAGAGACAUCAUGAGUGCAGUAGACCGCAUCCCCUACAUGAUCGGCAGCACCAACACCGCUGAUGGCAUCCGAGUCAUGAGGACUGAUAUGUUCACGCCCGUUAACGGGGACCGAGCAGACGUCCCUAACGUUGCCAUCGUUAUCACAGAUGGCGUGUCGAACAUCAACAGCGCGCGCACCGUGCCGGAAGCACAAGCAGCGCAUUCCGAGGGCAUCCACGUCUACGCCAUCGGCGUGGGUCUGACGGACACCCGGGAGCUGGACGCCAUCGCCACGCCACCCGCCUCCAGGAACAGCUUCGCCGUCAACGACUUCGACGAACUGAACUUCCUCUACCAACGCAUCUUCGCCUCCGCAUGUCCAGGUGUCUUCACCUUCCCGCCAUCAACCACACCAACAACAACUCCUAAACCAACUACAACCACUACUAAAGCACCAACUACAACCACUACACCAACAACUACUACCACAAGGACCACUCCAACCCCAAGAACCACAACCACUACCACCCCAAGAACCACAACUACCACAACCCCAAGAACCACAACUACCACAACCCCAAGAACCACCACCACCCCAAGACCUACAACCACGACAACUCGAAGAACGACCACAACUACUACAAGAACUACCACAACCAGGACAACAACUACACCAAGAACUACAACUACACGACUCACGACCACCACCACUCCUCGCCGCCGGCCAAAUUACAAAGACACCGGGACAGACUUGGUCUUCAUGCUCGACUCGUCAGUCAACGACCAAAUCUUCGGGUGGAUGAAGAACUUUGUGCGCAGGUUCGCUGGCCAGGUGCCUGUGGACGAUGGCGAUUACCGCAUCGGCGCCAUGACUUUCAGCAACUCACCCAGCGUCCAGUUCCACCUCAACCGAUACCACUUCCAGGACGAGGUUCUCAACGCCGUCAAUGACCUCCGCACUCGCCGGGGUCGCGUGGACACCGCCCGCGCCUUUGAUUACGUGCGCCAAACCAUGUUCUCCUCCGCCAACGGCGACCGGCCUCGCGCCCGCAACUACAUCGUGUUGCUGACGGGCAACGAGCGCAGCCAGGACACCCCCCAGACCUUCGCCGCUGCCGAGCGCCUCAAGGACCUGGGUGUCGGCAUCUAUACCGUGGGCAUCAACCUCCGCGACACCACCGAGAUCGACUCCGUGUCAUCCAAGCCGCUUGAGACCUUCCAGACACUCAUCAACUCAGAGCGACAGUUGGAGGAGAUUCCGGGCAUCUACAAGGCCAGUAUGGAGAGCGCCCCAGAACCAACUACAAGGUUAACAACAACGACGACGAGAGCAACCACCACGACGACGCCCAGAGUCACUCGGCCCAUUCCGGCAUUACCCGUGACCUGCGACUCCACAGGGGACGUCACCUUUAUCCUGGAUUCCUCUGGCAGCGUGGGUGAGGAGAACUUUGACCGACUGAGAAACUUCACCAUCGCAGCCGUCAGAGACCUGGAGAUCGACAACGGCUUCUUCCGGGUGGCGGUCGUCACAUUCAGUGACUCAGCCACCGUCAACUUCUACCUCAACACCUACUUCAACAAGCAGGAGAUAAUCAACGCCAUCCGUAGCAUCCCCUACGACUAUGGCUACACGCACACCGCGCAUGCGCUGAGGAGAACACGCACCGAGAUCUACAACGUCCUCAACGGCGACAGAGCCACCGUACCCAACUUGGUGGUCAUCGUGACGGACGGCGAGUCCAACAUCAACCCGCAGGAGACGCUACCCGAGGCGGCGCGCAUCAAGCGGGAUGGCACCACCAUCAUCACCGUCGCCGUCGGUCUGUCGUCCAACGCCGAGCUCACCGGCCUCACAUCGCCGCCCGUCAGCGAGAACCUCAUCUACGUCGACGACUACGAGGCUCUGUAUCGUCUGUCUGCCGUCAUUGUGGCGCCGCUGUGCACUGAUCCUAACAUGUGUGAGAGGAACCCGUGCCAGAACGAGGCUGUGUGUGUUGACGGCCUUCGCUCUUACAUGUGCAUCUGCCAGCCAGGUUACUAUGGCGACAACUGUGAGAAGCGCUGCGGCCCCAAGACUGACGUCGUCUUCAUCCUCGACUCGUCGUCGACGGUGGGCUGGGAGACGUUCAACCGCAUCAAGAUGUACGCCGAGAUUCUCAUGCGCUCCAUGAACGUGGAUUCCUGUGACAUCAACGUGGGCGCCAUGAAGUACAGCUCCGCCGCCAUGAUCCAGUUCAGGCUGGGCAUGUAUGACAACACGGAGAGUAUUUCCAGCGCCAUUAAUGCUAUCGGCUACACGCAUGGCCGCGCCAACAUGGCCGACGCCCUGAGAGUCCUCAGAACUCAGAUGUUCAACGGCCGCAACGGCGACCGACCGGACGCCAAGAACGUCGCCUACCUCCUGACAGACGGCAGCACUGAGAUCAACAGGGACAUCACCCUCUCCGAGGCCGACCUCAUCAUUGACGCCGGCGUCAGGUUGAUUCCCCUGGUGGUCACGGAGCGCGACCGCGAGGAUGUGGAGCAGGUGGAGCAGAUCGCCAGCGCUCAGGGCAUGCAGCUGCUGUCCAUCGAGAGCGAGACCCGCCUGCAGGAGAUGAGCGACCAGGUGCUGCAGGCCAUGUUCGACCGUGAAGGAGAGGGGGAGAACAGGUGCGUACCCAGCCCAUGCCAAAACGGAGGAUCCUGCAUCAAUGAACCACUCGGCUACAGGUGCGAGUGCACCAUUGGGUUCACGGGAGACAACUGCGAACAAGAAUGCAGUGCGCAGGCGGAUGUGGUCUUCCUGGUGGACUCCUCGCGCUACAACACACGUGAAUCCAUACGCACCAUCAAGCGGUUCACCCGCGACAUAGUCAAGCGCAUGGCCUUCAGGGGAGGCAACUUCCGAGUGGGCGUGGUGGCUUUUGGCGCCAACGCACAGACCUUGCUGACUUUUGCUGAAGGAGACGACAAGCGAGCUGUCAAGACUGUCAUUGGCAGCAUCAGGCCUCUCCCUGGCGACCCUAACCUGAACAUAGCGGUCCAGCGGGUGGACGUUGACAUAAUCGGACGACUGGGUGACCGCGAGUAUGUGCCCAACUACCUCGUCAUCAUCACCACCAGUGUGGGCGCCGACGCCGUGGAUGCCAUCAACACUCUCAAGAGGAAGGGCACAAGGGUCAUCGGCGUCGGCAUCGACCUGUCCAACUCAGACAGGAUGUACCUGGAAUCAGCCGUCUCUCAGCCGACCAAAGAAAUGAUGUUCCUGGUACCCGAUGCCGUCAACCUGGAGACACUCACCAACGACUUCGUCAGCUUCGUGUGCGAAGAGAAGAACUUGUGCGCCGAGAACCCGUGUCGCAACGGCGGCGAGUGUGUCAACGGCGAAAAGGACUACGUCUGCGAGUGUCGACGUGGCUUUGCCGGCAAAAACUGCGAAAGAUCGUGUUCGGACCGUGCUGAUAUUGUCUUCUUACUCGACAUGAGUGGCAGUGUGGGAUACGACAACUUCCGCAGGAUAAAGGACUACGUCUACUACAUGGUGGAGAACUUUAACAUCGGCCCCGACGCCACUCAGGUGGGCGUGGCUACCUUCAGCCAGAGCGCGCGUGCGCAGUUCUACCUUGACGAGUUCCGGGACAAGCGGAAGCUGCAGAACGCCAUUUCCGCCAUAGGCUACGAGUAUGGCAACACAAACACUGCCGCGGGACUGAAGCUGGUGCGGGCGGGCAUGUUCUCUGGUCGCCGUGGUGACAGACUCGGAAUACCGGACUACGCUAUCGUCAUUACUGAUGGUCUGUCCAACGUGAACGCGGAGCAGACGAUACCGGAAGCUGAGCUGGCGCGCAAGCAAGGCAUCCACAUCUUCGCCAUCGGAGUCGGUAUAUCGGACCCAUGGGAGCUGCGCGCCAUGGCCUCAGAACCCGCCGACAGCAACGCCUUCCUCCUCAACGAUUUCACCGACCUGUGGAACAUCUCCUCACAGCUCAUCGACGCCACGUGCAAAGAUGCUGGUGUGUGCUCGCCGAACCCUUGCCAGAACGGCGGCACGUGUGUUCCAGGUGUGGGCAAAUACAUCUGUCAAUGCCGCGUCGGCUUCCUGGGCAAUGACUGCGAGCUGAACUGCCAAGCCAGCAAGGAUAUCUGUAUCGUUCUCGACUCUAGCACCAGCGUGGGUCCCGGCAACUUUGAGCUGAUGAUUGAGUACGUCAAGGCGUUGGUCAAAGACCUUACGGGCGGCGGUCAGGACCAUCGCUUCUCCCUCAUCACCUACAGCACGGAAGUGAAGACCAUCUUCUCUUUCAACAGAUACCCUCAGCCACAGCAAGUGCUGGACGCCAUCAGCACCACAAGGUACACCCCAGGCUCCACCAACACGGCUGGUGGUUUGCGCCAGGCCCGUGAGAUGUUCCAGCCUUCCUUCGGCGACCGGCCCUCCGCCGAUAACUUGGUCAUCCUGCUGACCGAUGGGCAGUCUAACGUCAACUUCUACGACACCAUUCCCUCGGCCAGAGACCUCAAGUCGGACGGCGUGACCAUCAUCGGCAUCGGUAUCGGCCUGAGCAACGCCGACGAGCUCAAUGCCAUCGCGUCCGGCCCCACCGACGUCUUCCAGGUGGCCACCUUCGAGGCGCUGGACGACAUCAAGGCCGAGAUAGUAUCGGGCUCGUGCCGACCUGUUGAGCGACCUGUUGAGCGACCACGAGAUGAUUUGGGCCGAUAGUCAGCGAACCACAGGGAACAAAGCAGCGCAGCCUGAACACGCCUCUCCACGUACCGCAGUCUGCCAGCACCCACCACUUCACCGCUAACAGUUAACGUGCUCACCCAUCCCGAUCGCACGUCUCUCUCUCUCACACAUACAUACCCUCCUCCCACUCACAUUCCCCACCCCUUACACACACAUCAACACACUUGCUAACACUCUGCAGCCUUGCAACUGAAGCUGUCAACGCUGGACUGUACCUGCACAUCCCCACAGCUGUACAUGCAGGACCCCAUCCUUCUCUCCCAGCCCGUCGUGUUUGAAGCCUAAGCGUGAAAGACGAGUUCACUGGUGGUCAAGCGCUCUUCACUAUCUUACACAUUUUGUCGAGUUCUCUAGGCGCACUGUACCUUCCUGUAAAUAAUUAAGCACACCAUUAAAAAAAAAGCAAAGAGUUCCAGACGACAACUCCUUGACUCUAAAGACACCGGAAGUACAGACGGAAUACAGAAUGGCUGUUUCCUAAGGCAUGCGCUGUCCUCUUGCGGGUGUCCACAGGCAUAUUCUCUAGAACAAGGACACAAGGGAGAGAUAGCACUACCUCGAAGGUUUGCUUGAAUGGCAGUUUUAUGGUGCUACACCUGUAUCGAUAUGUUCUUCUUCUGUCGUUCAUUUUUUCCCCCUUGCUGUUCUAGUUGUGCUCUGAGGCUUUUAAAAGUGUGCUUGAACUAAAAUCUGUGAUUUUAGACUUGUUCCUGUACCAUUUAGGUAUACAUUUAUUUGCACACAUGAAUGUGAGAAACUUAAAGAGGCUGAAUGAAAAAGUAGUUCUUUGGGGUUUUUUUCUUUUUACAUUUUUGUACAACACUUGGUUUGAUAUUAAUUUCUCUGUUUGUGUAAACCAGCAGACUUAUGAAAAUAUACUAUUUUUAAAUCUG
Molecule: messenger RNA, 10204 nt
Organism: Pomacea canaliculata
Lineage: Eukaryota; Metazoa; Mollusca; Gastropoda; Architaenioglossa; Ampullariidae
Product: collagen alpha-3(VI) chain-like
Exons: 51
Coding region: 78-9284 (3068 amino acids)
Molecular function (GO): calcium ion binding
Source: RefSeq, a predicted model, not a curated record